Messenger RNA from Monodelphis domestica (gray short-tailed opossum), 3147 nucleotides. Its product is annotated as trafficking kinesin-binding protein 1. The record is from RefSeq and is a predicted model, not a curated record. NCBI's taxonomy places the organism in Eukaryota, Metazoa, Chordata, Mammalia, Didelphimorphia, Didelphidae. Gene Ontology annotation, biological process: neurotrophin TRK receptor signaling pathway; vesicle transport along microtubule; neurogenesis. Gene Ontology annotation, cellular component: dendrite; mitochondrion; cytoplasmic vesicle. Gene Ontology annotation, molecular function: signaling receptor binding; myosin binding.
GUGCCAUUGCCUUCUACCCAUGGACACAGGCCUUUCCCUCUGACUCUGGCCAAACUGGAUGACCAGGGCCUCCCAAAGGGACACCUGAAUGUGCCUGAGGCAGCUGCCUUCUGUGAUGCCACCACUAUCACUGAGCUUUGUAAUGAUGUGCCAGAGGUGGAGAUCAUCACCCUCCUUGAGGAGCAGCUGCCCCAUUACAAGCUCCGGGCUGAUUCCGUCUUCGGCUAUGAACAUCAUGAUUGGAUUCAGACUCCAAUGGUACCCUCUGAUGUCCCUGGACACCUGACACCCACCCAGAUCCAGGAAACACUGCAAUAUUUCUUGCUCUGCUCCGAGAGAGUCAGCCAAGUCACCAAGACCUAUCAUGACAUAGAGGCUGUGACCAGCCUUCUGGAAGAGAAAGAACGGGACUUGGAACUGGCAGCCCGGAUUGGCCAGUCUUUGCUGAAACAGAAUUGCUCCUUGUCCAAGCAGAACGAGUUACUGGAGGACCAGCUGGAGUUAGCCAGGGAGGAGAUUGCCCAGCUUCGGCACGAGGUUGCUAUGCGUGACAAUCUCCUCCACCUCUAUACAGACACUGUUGAAGAAAGCGAGCCGUCCAGUGCGGCGCCCACGCCACUUCGCCAUUGUGAUUCCUCAGUUUCUCUGCAGCACUGUAUCCAGUUGGACACCCUGCAGCAAAAGCUGAGGGGCCUGGAGGAAGAGAACCAGCAGCUCAGGCUGGAGGCUACCAGCAUCGUCACGGAGACAUGUCAAUAUGAGGACCAGGAGCAGCAGCUGAUGCUGGAUUGUGUGGAGCAGUUCUCGGAGGUGAGCCAGCAGGUAGCUCUGUUGUCAGAGGAACUGGCCCGAAAGACCGAGGACCAGGCGCGUCAGCAGGAGGAGAUCAGUGCGCUCCUGGCCCAGAUUGUGGGGCUCCAGCAGCGGUGCCGGGCGUAUGGGACAGAGAUGGAAGAGCUUCAGCAGCACCUGGCAUCAGCCAGAGAGGUCCAGAGGAAACUUCGGACAGAGGUGCAAGACCUACAAGAGAAAUAUGCCGAGUGUGAUGGGUUGCUGAACGAAGCCCAGGAAGAACUUAAAAAACUCCGUCUCCAAAGCCUGCCUAGUGGCACGAUCAGCCACUACAACAGUGUCUAUAGCCUGCCACUGGAUUCCCUGGCUGCAGAGAUUAAAGGGACAAUGAGAAAGGGAACCGAGACUCCUUCAUCCUCGGAUUACAGGAACGUGCGCCGAGUGUUUGAGAUGGUGAAGGCUGUGAAUCAGGGCAGCAGGUCAGGCAGUGGCUCUCUCCAUCCCCUCCCCGGGUCUCCCCCAUCCUCUGUGGCUGGCAGCCCCUCUGGCACCCCCCGUCCAAAACACCACUGCUCGGACGCUCCCUGUGGUGUUCUGCCGUUGGAGGAGGCCCCUGGAGAGGAAGAGAAGAAGGUGGGUCGCCCAGGUACCCCCGGGCGCCAGGACCUGGAACUGGCCCUGCAGCGGCUCACAGCCUGGAAGGAGGCUCAGGAGGCAGAGCCAACCCUGGAGAAGCUGGGUCGGGAUGCUGAGAGUUCUAGUGGAGUCCUGACUCCCAGUGAGAGCCUUCUGUCAGGCAGCUCCGAUCCCCUUGGGGGCUCUAUUUUCUCCAUGGGCUCCCUCUCCUACCUGCCGGACAAACUACAGAUUGUCAAGCCACUGGAAGGUUCAGUGACUCUUCACCACUGGCAGCAGCUGGCCCAGCCCCACCUGGCAGGGAUCCUGGAUCCUCGGCCUGGUGUGCUGACCAAGGACUUCCGUCAGUUAGAGGUGGAUAUAGAGAAGGUGUACAGCUUACAGGACCCUGAAGAAGAUGAGGAGGAGGAGAAGGAGAUGGUGACGAUGACAGCAGCAUCCAGGGCUCCUCUGGCCAAGGAUAAGGCCUAUCCUCUAUUGUUGCAUUCUGUUAACAAUCUCCCCCAGACCCCAGCCACCUACACAAUCACUACCUGCCGCCUGGUCUGCCCCUCUUCUGAUGUCACCUCCGUCACCCCCAGCCUUUGCCAUUCCACCGCCCCCUGCUGCAGUCCCGCAGAGGGCAUAAGCCCCAUCCAUCCACGCCCUCCCCAGGCCCUGAUGUCUCUUCUGAAGGAACAGGGAAUCUCUGCUGUCUCCAAGCCUACAUUGUUUCUGCCCCUAGCCCCAGGCUGGAGAGGCUGGCCUCUGGGAAGCUUUGGCCUAGCCAGGGAACUGCAUCGGGAUGUGCCAGGGGCAGGUGGAGGGAAGACCAGUGGCUUCAGCAUCAAUUUGGUACAGAAGCUACGGCAGCUGGGGCUAGACCGUGUGGUGGCCAGAGGAGCUUCGAAGGCAUGGCAAGUAGGGGCUCAAGAGCCCCCUGACCCUGGCCCAGCAGCCCCCAGACAGGGGACAGGUUGACUGGUACUGGGGCCAGAAAGGAAUCUUUGAUUGUGUUUUUAUUGGUGAGGCAAGGUGUAUCUUCCCUUACUACCUUCAUCCUGUUGCUGAGAGGCAGCUGAAGUUGUUUGGACACCCUUCCUCCCUCCCCCCAGCUACACACACACACACACACACACACACACACACACACACACACACACACAUCCUGAGCUCCAUCUCACAGCUUCACUUCACUUGCUACACACACACACACACACACACACACACACACACACACACACACAUCCUGAGCUCCAUCUCACAGCUUCACUUCACUUGCUACACACACACACACACACACACACACACACACACACACACACACACACACACACACACACAUCCUGAGCUCCAUCUCACAGCUUCACUUCACUUGCUACAUGCACUUUCUAGGACCUGGCACUUAGUUUCCUAUAUCCUUUUUCCCCUUGCCCCGCUUAGUCCUGGUUGUAAAUAGGGGUUAAUAUAUUGCUGUAUUGAGGAAUUCUGUGUGAAUUAUGGAAGAUAGGAAAAGUCCAAGCCCUUACCCCUUGGAUUCCCUAUCUACCACCCUAUUAUUUUUUUUUAAGCUUUCUGCUCUCAGAUCCACAACUUUUUACAUGUGCACUGCUUGGGAGGGGAAGCUAAGACCUCCAUCCCUCGUACACCAUAUGGAUACUCAUUAUUAAACUCAUCUGAGGACCCCCUUCUCUGUGGAGGAGGCUCAGGGCCAUGCAAUAAAUGAUGUUAUCAUGGUGA